Messenger RNA from Daktulosphaira vitifoliae (grape phylloxera), 690 nucleotides. RefSeq lists its product as uncharacterized. Lineage: Eukaryota; Metazoa; Arthropoda; Insecta; Hemiptera; Phylloxeridae. The record is from RefSeq and is a predicted model, not a curated record. The transcript has 4 exons. Bases 84 to 575 code for a protein of 163 amino acids.
UAUCACGUCACGACAUGGUUAAUUUGUAGUUGUCAUGCCGUAGGUUUACAUUGAAUGUACACUGAGUAUUUUAGUCUUCCGCAAUGUUCCUGCAGUUAAGUUUAUUUCUUAUUUUUACACGCGUUUUAGUAUCCACUGAAACAAGCCCAACUGACGGGCAUUUGCUCGUGGAACAUACAGUUACACAUGAAAGUGCUGAAAUAGCAAUCCGAAACUUACAGCCUGAUUUAAUGAUCGGUGCUGGUUGUAAAGAAUGUACGAGGAGAGAAAUUGAAUAUUGCUUUUCUAAUGAUGUAAUCGAAGAUCACUGUUGUUGCCAAAGAAAAUAUCAUGAAGUAUUUCCUUAUAUCGCACACACUUGUUAUGUGAGAUCCAGAAAUUGUGAGCCAACGGUUCGUGAUUGCGGAGUAUUUGAUAGAUUGUUAGCUUGUUGCUGUCAUCAACAUUUGGGUAUAAAAUAUAGAAAUCAGUCAUUGGCUGCCAACAAUUCAACUAAUAUUGGAAACAAAUUCAGUACACCAUUAGCCUUAUUGGGGUUUUAUAUUUUAUUAAGAAGAAACAGUUAUUUAUUUUAACUUUGGUUAUUGAUUUUUUAAAAACUCUUUUUUAUACAUAAUUAACCCUAAAUGAUCUAAUAUAUGUAAUAAAAAUAGACAAUUUUUUUUCUAAAUAUAUUCAUAUAUCUUGUUA